AUGAGUUUAAUUAGAAGGUCAUGGACAAAUUUAAUACAUAUCUAUUUUUCAAAUUCAAAAAAUAUUAGAAAUAUAUAUUUGCAUCAGGAAUUCCAAGCAGCAGCAUAUAGAAUUUUUAACUUAAAACGAGGUUAUGCAUCUAAAUCGUUUCCUACACAUCAUAUUAUAAAUAUGCCCGCUUUAUCUCCAACAAUGUCUUCUGGUACAAUUGGGACAUGGAACAAAAGUGUUGGUGAUCGGAUCUCUCCUGGUGAAAUUUUAGUAGAAAUUGAAACAGAUAAAGCUCAAGUGGACUUUGAAUUUCAGGAUGAAGGUUAUAUAGCUAAAAUUUUACUUGAAUCAGGGACAAAAGAUGUAGAUAUAGGUACACCUAUAGCAGUCUUAGUAGAAGAUGAAUCAGAUAUUCCAGCGUUUUCUGAUUUCACUAUUAAUGACGUAGAAGUAAAGAAACCUCCUAAGAAAGAAGAAAUACCCAAAAAAAAGGAUUCUUUAGAAGAACCUAAAAAAAUAGAAGAAUUAAAUAUAUCAUCUAAAACUAAACCAGAAUUACAUCAUCGAGUAUUCGCAAGCCCGGUUGCUCGAAUGCUUGCUAAAGAGAAAGGAAUCCAAUUAGAAAAUAUCAAAGGAACAGGCCCUAGUGGUCGAAUAAUUAAAGUUGAUGUUGAAAAUUAUAAACCCGAAAUUUCUAUUAUGCAGCCAACUAUAGAUUUUGGUGCUUUAUAUACAGAUAUUCCAUUAUCAAAUAUUCGUAGAACAAUCGCUACUCGAUUAACUGAGUCAACGCAAAAUACGCCACACUUUUAUAUUACUUUAUCUGUUCAUAUGGAAAAAGUUCUCAAAUUAAGAGAAGCCCUUAACAAUCGUUUAGAUGGUCAAUAUAAGAUUUCAGUUAACGAUAUAAUUCUUAAAGCAUCAGCUAUAGCACUUCAAAAAGUUCCGGAAGUAAAUAGUUCAUGGUUUGGAAGUUUUAUUCGACAAUAUCAUUCCGUAGAUAUAUCGGUUGCUGUUGCUACAUCAAAUGGUCUCAUUACGCCUAUUAUUAAAGAUGUUCAGAACAAAGGUCUUCUUGCUAUUAAUAAGCAAGUUAGAGAACUUGCAAAUAAAGCAAGAGAUGGAAGACUUAAACCCGAAGAAUAUCAGGGUGGUACUUUCACUAUUUCAAAUAUGGGAAUGUAUGGCAUUGAACAAUUUACUGCAAUUAUCAAUCCUCCUCAAGCUUCUAUUUUAGCUGUUGGAUCAAUUGAAGACUUUCUUGUAGAAGACCCUAGCUCAGAAAAAGGGUUUAAAACAGAAAAACGAAUGAAAGUGACAUUAUCUUCAGAUCACCGUGUUGUAGAUGGUGCUGUUGGCGCAAAAUGGGCAACUACUUUUAAAUCUACAUUAGAAAACCCAUUAGAUAUGUUAUUGUAA
Pneumocystis jirovecii RU7 is the source of this 1410-nucleotide messenger RNA. Its product is annotated as pyruvate dehydrogenase complex dihydrolipoamide acetyltransferase. Lineage: Eukaryota; Fungi; Ascomycota; Pneumocystomycetes; Pneumocystales; Pneumocystaceae. Gene Ontology annotation, cellular component: pyruvate dehydrogenase complex. Gene Ontology annotation, biological process: pyruvate decarboxylation to acetyl-CoA. The record is from RefSeq and is a predicted model, not a curated record. The transcript has 6 exons. Gene Ontology annotation, molecular function: dihydrolipoyllysine-residue acetyltransferase activity. The coding region runs from base 1 to 1410 and encodes 469 amino acids.